AGUAGCAUUACUUUUUAUUCUAGCUUGGGCUUGGUUUCAGAGGAAGGAACAUCAUCUCGAAGAGGGUUCAUUAGAGCUAGAAGGAUGGAUUGUGACAGUAAUAGAGGAUUGAUCGCUUAUUACCGAAGUAGACUGUAUGAGACGGUGAAUGAUCCUUCAAAAGCUUCAAUAGUUGCGUGGAGCGAGAGCGGCAAGAGUUUCAUCGUUGGGGAUGAAGUGGAGUUUAGAAAAGCUGUUCUUCCGAGAGAGUGCCUUGUACACUUGGGCUUUUCACAAUCUCAUGAGCAAUGCGAAUACGCAUGCCCUUAUUUUAUGAGAGGUCAGCCUGACCUUAAACCGUCGUCGCAAGACAAGCUCAUCAGAAAGAUUGAGACCAACAACAAGGGCUUGAAUGAUGGACGUAUUCGCUUUAGCAGCCUUUCGUGCUACAAAGAGAUUUGUAGGCUUGCCAAGAAGGAGCGUCCCCCUUCCUCAUCAAUUCGACGCCCUCCUCCCCUUUUUAUCAGAGGUGUGUACGAUAUGGUGGAUGAUCCUUCAACUGAUUCAGUUGUCUCGUGGGGUGAGAGCGGCAAGAGCUUCAUCGUUUGGAAUGAAACUGAGUUUCUCAGAGAUGUUCUUCCUAAUUGCUUACCCUUCGAUUACAAAGAUAUGACAUCCCUCACCACCUGGUUGCAUGCCAUUGGCUAUAGUAAAGUUGAAGAAUCUGAGCAUUGGGAAUACACAGCCGAUUAUUUGGUGAGAGGUCAGCCUCUCCCCCCUAAUGAUACAUCCCCAUGCACUCCUGGGGGUCUUAUGAUUACUCCAGAACUUGCCAGAAUCAUCGAGAGGUCCUUUGCUUCCCCUAAGGCUCUCAAACAAUAAGCUCUCUAGGUUCUGUUCGGUGGAGUUGCUAUGCCCUCGUGGUUGUUGUUGUUUUCUUAAUCGUAUUUUAUCGUCCUGUUUGAA
Brassica napus (rape) is the source of this 945-nucleotide messenger RNA. RefSeq lists its product as uncharacterized. The record is from RefSeq and is a predicted model, not a curated record. Gene Ontology annotation, cellular component: nucleus. Lineage: Eukaryota; Viridiplantae; Streptophyta; Magnoliopsida; Brassicales; Brassicaceae. Bases 85 to 861 code for a protein of 258 amino acids. The transcript is spliced from 3 exons. Gene Ontology annotation, biological process: regulation of transcription by RNA polymerase II. Gene Ontology annotation, molecular function: RNA polymerase II cis-regulatory region sequence-specific DNA binding; DNA-binding transcription factor activity.